Penicillium maclennaniae is the source of this 5322-nucleotide messenger RNA. Its product is annotated as ECM29 family proteasome component. Gene Ontology annotation, molecular function: molecular adaptor activity. The coding region runs from base 1 to 5322 and encodes 1773 amino acids. The record is from RefSeq and is a predicted model, not a curated record. Gene Ontology annotation, biological process: proteasome assembly. Lineage: Eukaryota; Fungi; Ascomycota; Eurotiomycetes; Eurotiales; Aspergillaceae. Gene Ontology annotation, cellular component: cytoplasm; nucleus. The transcript is spliced from 7 exons.
AUGGCGGACUCAAUGAGCCCCGAGGCUCGCGAGUUGAGUCUGAUAGGCAAGGUCGAAUUCAGAAUCGCCAUGGCAGAUACUGAUGAGAAGCUUCAGUCGCUUCUUCAAACUUAUCUGCCCCUUUUGUUGCUGAAGCUUUCUUCGGACAGUGUGGCUGUUCGCAACAAAGUUAUCUCGGUUUGCCAGCACUUGCCAGUUGUUGCAUUGUUAAAGCAGUUCAAAGAGCAAAAAUCCCAGCUCAUUCGACAUUUUGAUUUGAUCUAUGCCCAGCAGGGAAUUGACCGCCUUGGCUCGGAUGCCAGGGUCGAGAUUCUGUUGCCUUUGCUGCAGGGUAUCGCCGAGAUUGGAACUUCUGCCACUCAGGGAGCUAUUGUUUUCAACCUUGUCCUGCGCCUAUUGCCCCUUUUCAAGUUACCCUCGAAGGGAAGUGACGAGGAUCAGAAGCUCAAGCAACGCCUGGGCUUGUCCGACGAAGAUGCCCGCUUUUUGGCUUUGUGGUUGGGGAAGCUAUUACUCCUUUCCCCAGCUGCUGGUGAAGCUCAAACAUGCCCGGGAUUGUCUCCAGACGAAUACACCUUUUUGAACAAAGGCGCUCCAGCCACUGAAACAUGGAACCCUUCAUCUUCGGGAGGCCUGAACCUGACAGAGACCAAAGUCGUAGCUCUUCGCUUCCUCGGAAGCGGGGCGUUCUCGGAUUCUCAGCGAUUUUUACCCUCGCUUAUUGCCUCUGCUGAUGCCAACUCUCGUCUUGCUGACCUGGGUGAUGAGACAUUGAAGCGAUUUGCAGUUGAUCUCGAAGAUCCAACUGUCGUGGAACAGUUGUAUGAAUUAUAUUUCGGAGCUGCUGCCGAGGAGCGCCCCCAAAACACCCAGAGAAUCUUCAAGCUCAUCGAAGAUGGUCUUCUUUCGGAUACUGCAAGGUCAGCUCAGGGCCUGCAGGCUUCUAAGCUACGAACGCAAAUAUUCACUUUUACCACCUGGGUUGUCCGUAUGGGCACCCCGUCGGAUCUCAAGCAAAUUGCCCCUAAGCUGGUCGCAGGCUUGAGGGACUUUAUUCAAUCUCAAGGAUGGCCCAGUCCGGGUGCUAGCGGGCAAAGACUGCCUGCCACAGACCUGAGCUUGCGUGGUCUCGCCUAUGAAAGUAUCGGCAUCAUGAUACCCAAGAUCUUCGUCAGUAUCGACCAAGCACUAGGAAGUAUCCUUAACUCUUCCCUGAACAGUCAUGACAAAGAUUUCCAAAACCAGCUGCGUCCAUUCCUGGUUAGUCGGAUGGGCUUACACCCGGGUGAUGUUGACCCAGACACUGGCUUCAACGUUGUUCGUAGUGUACAGUACGCUGCUGUGCGGUUUGCCAACAGAUUUUUGCCCUAUGGCGAUGUGGUGGCUCGUUGGAUCGAUCUGAUGGCCAUUGCAAGCGGCCCAGAGAGACAGCAGGAAAUCGUCGAGGAAGGCAAGAAGGGCCUCCAUCCCUAUUGGUUCCGACUUCUCAAUCCCACCAAAGAUCAGAAAUGGUCUGCUCCAGCAACUCAGGAGCAUGAUGAAACCUGGUUUAGCUUCCCAAGUUUUGCUGAAGCAACCAAAUUUCUGCUUGGCUCAAACAGUCAAGACGAUGUCUCGAUGGAUGGAACUUUGGCUGGGCCUCAGCUUCUGUCGGGUCCGUACAAAACCGCAUUUGUAUCGGCCAUUGCGUUCCUUCGCAACACCCUCCUCUGGGAAGCAUGUUCGGCAGCAGAAAUUCCUACAGAGAUGGAGCAAGACUGGGACUACAAACUCGAAGUACUCCUCUCAACCAGUGAAGAGGCGCGGACAGCUGUAAGACAGUAUAUCCGUAACUCUGCCAAGGAACCCGUUUUCAUCUUCUUGUCUGGUAUCCUGGAGGGGCUCGUCAAGGAAACCCCUACAGGCUUGCACCACUGCGGUGUUCACUUUAUGGAGAUCUGUUCAUUGGCUCCUAAUGACGUGAUCGAGAAAUUGCUCCCACGAGCUCAAGCUUUGACUCGGCCAAUCUUCAGUAACAACCAAGAGAUACAGGGACUAGCUGCGCGGGCGUUCGGAGUUCUCGUCUCCCAUCCGAUAUUUGCAGAUGACCAAUUGAGGAGCUUUGCGACCCAACUGGCCGGUAACAUCGAGUCAUGGAACACUGCUAUCGGUGAGGCGUCUCUUCGGGUCCGCGGAGCGAUCUUAGCGCUCUCCUACCUGCUGAGCAGACUUGCAUAUCGAGGUCUGGUCAGCAAGGUUCCGGAAGCUCAGGUCAAACAUUUCAUUGAGACGGUUUUGGACAUCACGGAUGCAUCUCGAGACAACCUUCUUGUGCGAACUGCAGAGGUGGCCCUUGGGCAGCUCAGUCUAUCUGGCAUUCUGUCUCUCGAUACACUCCUCGAAGAUGGCUGGAAGAAGAUUCAGAAGAAACUGUUGAGCGACGCCAAGUCUGGAAACGACGUCUCUAUCGCAUCUUUCGGUCUACUGACAUUGACUUUCUCGCGGGCUGAUCCGAAGGCUUCUUUAUUCACCGAUUUCCUGGACUCGCUUUAUGCUUUGCAUGAAAUCAAGAGCCCUGAAGUUCAGUUCACUGUAGGCGAAGCGAUCAGCAAUGUUGCUGUCGGAUGGGACUCUCGAGCUUUGAUUCAAGACUUUGACGUUGACGCCGACUUUCCCCGGUCGGAUGUGUCCCGCGUGGUGUUCGCAGCAAUAUGCGACAAGAUCAUCGCUGACUGCGUUGCGCCCAAGCCAUCUCUUCGAAAAGCCUCCGCAAUCUGGCUGUUAUCUCUUGUGAAGAAUUGUGGACACCUGCAGGAAAUGCAGGAGCGCCUGCGCAAGUGUCAAGCCACAUUCUCUACCCUUCUUGGUAAUCGGGAUGAGGUGGUGCAGGAGACGGGUGCCCAUGGUCUCAGUCUGGUCUAUGAGAUUGGUGAUCAAGCUCUCAAGGACAAUUUGGUGCGUGACCUCGUGGACUCAUUCACAGCCACCGGGGCCAAUCUCGGGGGUGGUAAUGUCAAUGAAGAUACCCAAUUGUUUGAGCCCGGUGCUCUGCCUACGGGUGGAGGGGAGUCCGUCAAUACGUACAAAGAUAUUAUGAACCUGGCUGCCGAGGCCGGCGAUCCCACCCUUGUCUAUCGAUUUAUGUCCUUGGCCUCCAACAAUGCCCUCUGGAGCAACCGGGCGGCCUUUGGCCGAUUUGGCAUCAGUACUAUCUUCUCCGAUUCCAGUGUGGAUGGCUAUCUGGCUCAGAAUCCCAAGAUUUACCCCAAGCUCUUCCGCUACCGCUUUGAUCCCAACCCGAAUGUGCAGCGUUCUAUGAAUACCAUCUGGCAGGCACUCGUGAGGGAUCCUAAUAUGGUGGUGGACACGCACUUUGACCAGAUCAUGGAAGAUUUACUCAAAAAUAUGCUCGCCGGACGCGAAUGGCGUAUGCGACAGGCAAGCUGUGCCGCUGUGGCGGAUCUCGUCCAGGGUCGCCGGCCGGAGAAGUACGCGCCCUAUUUGGAUGAAAUCUACAGCAAGGCGUUCAAGCUUUUGGAUGAUAUUAAAGAGUCUGUGCGGGCGGCAGCCCUCAAGCUUUGUCAAACGGUUACAAACUCCGUGAUUCGGACGCUGGAGACCAGUGGAACUGAGCAGCGCGCCACUGCCCUGCUCGGGAGCGCCGUUCCCUUCCUCUUGGGGGAGCAGGGUCUGGAUUCGAGUGUGGAGGAGGUACGCGGAUACGCGAUUGGUGCGCUCGUUCAGAUCAUCAAGAAGAGCCCCGAAGUUCCUGAGUUCGCUCAGCUCCUUGAGCCGCAGGCUGUCAACUACGUGCACCUCAAUGCGGACAAGUACGGUCUUACUGGCCAGGAGAUAGACAAGAUGCGUCUAUCGAGUAUCCGCACGUCCCCCAUGAUGGAGGUGAUUGAGCGAUAUUUGAUCGAUCAUCUAGAUGAGACCAAUCUCGAGGAGCUGGCGCGCAAAUUGGAGGAGGUGCUCCGGUCGGCCGUGGGUCUCCCUUCCAAGGUAGGCUGCAGCCGAGUCCUGGUGCUCCUCAGUAUGAAAACUCUCCUGUUUCGGCCGUAUGCGGACCGAUUCAUUCAGCUGCUCUGCAAAUACGUGGUAGACCGCAACGAGACCGUCAGUGCAUCGUAUUGCACGUCGAUGGGGUAUCUCAUGCGACUAGCGUCGGACGAUCGGGUUUUGAAAACGAUCGAUUUCGCCAAGAGCCUCUAUCUAAACUCCGAAGAUAGCUCCACUAGGUCAGUCUCGGGUGAAAUCCUGUACGCAUCCAGUAAGCUUUCCAACGACCGGUUUAUGGCCUUUGCCACCGCGGCCCUGCCCUUUGUGUUCGUCGCGAAGCAUGAUGGGGACGACCACGUGAAAGAAGAGUUUGAAAAAACGUGGCAGGAUAAUGUGGGUGGCAACCGGAGUGUGACGCUUUACAUCCGGGAGAUCGUGGGGCUCGUGUCCGACAAUCUGGACUCGGCUCGGUGGGCCAUCAAGCAUACGGCCGCCCGCGCGAUAGCUCAGGCGGUGGUGUCACUUGAAACCGAUAUCGACCUCCCCACGGCCCAAUUGGUCUGGCCGGUCUUGGACAAGGCGCUAUCUGGCAAGACGUGGGAGGGGAAGGAAGUGGUGCUGACGGCGCUGGUCAAGUUCGCGCGCUCCGCUUCAGCGUUGUGGACGGCGCGACCAGACUUGAAUGAGUUGAUGAAGACCAUAGCCGUGCGCGAAGCGAAGCGGACUAACGCAUUGUAUCGGCCCCAUGGACUACGGGCUCUGGGGCAAAUUGCCUUGGCAUGUCAGGUGAACUUCAUGCCUGAUGCGCUACGAAUCGUCCCACCUGUGUUCGACGAAACCAUCGAGGAUGACGAGGGCAACGGGAUGGAAGUCGACUCUGGAAAUGGGCGAGACUCGAGUGACACCCUUGCCGCCGGUGUGCAGUGUCUCCUGCAGUGUCUGAACCCCGCUACGGCCGAUUCGGAUGUGUUGGGAAAAUACAUACGACAGGUGAUCGAUCCGUUAGAUCAAGCCUUGACCCACGGAGGCAGACAGGUCGUUCACACAGUCUACGAUGAGCUCCAAGCGUUUAUUGCCCGGGUGGAUGCGUGGGACCAGUGGUCCGAACCCGGUGAACAGGUCCUGGCGGCGCCGAUGGCGGACCUGGCGCAGCUGCUAACUCGAGAACGCAAUAAUGUCGAGACGGUUCGCAAGGGACGCGCCGAGGCGAUCCUGGCGUUCCUGAAGUUGCGAGCCAGUGUCCGAACGGUGCCCGACAAGAUGGGGAAAGUGUGCGUGUGUGGAGAGCUGGAGAGCGUAGUCUGGUGGUACAACGCAUCCUCGACCAGGCGCUGGAGCUAA